This is a messenger RNA of Spodoptera frugiperda (fall armyworm), 1436 nucleotides long. Its product is annotated as ornithine carbamoyltransferase-like. Gene Ontology annotation, biological process: L-citrulline biosynthetic process. Lineage: Eukaryota; Metazoa; Arthropoda; Insecta; Lepidoptera; Noctuidae. The record is from RefSeq and is a predicted model, not a curated record. The transcript has 8 exons. Bases 58 to 1086 code for a protein of 342 amino acids. Gene Ontology annotation, cellular component: mitochondrion. Gene Ontology annotation, molecular function: ornithine carbamoyltransferase activity; amino acid binding.
UCUAAAAUGUCAAAUAGAUAGGUUUAUUUUCAUGGGGAUAUUUUUAGGAUAGGAAAAAUGACUCGAAAUUUUCGUCCGGUAGCCUUAGACUUUGGCUUAGCUUCAAAAUAUUUAAAAUCAGUAAUAAAAUAUGACUCAGUGUUACAGCGUUUCCCAUAUAGUAAGGCUUGUGAAUACAAAAGAACUACCCCACCACGGCAUUUAAUCUGUUUCAAACAAUGGACUGGACAAAUGGUAUUAAAUAUUAUACUCAGUGCUUUAAAUCUGAAAUGCCGAAUGAGAGAUACCCACAACAAGAGAUUGGAUAUAAUACCUAACGCAAAAGUGAUGAUUCUCCAAGAGGUCAACGAACCGAUGCUGACUAUGGCUGUCUCGAAAGCAGCGACCCUGCUUGGAGCAUCCGAUGUAGGCAUAAUCGAGAAUAUGUCUUGGGAACAAGAUUAUCAUGGCAGAAUAUUCUCAGACAUGGCGGAUAUAAUAUUUAUAUCGACGAGAACACAUAUGUGUGUCCAGCGGUUUGCUAACAAAUCCUCCGUGCCAGUGCUAUGUAUGAAGUCCAGGACACAUGCCAGUUUGCAGUCUCUAGCCACCGUCAUGGCUAUCAUGGAAGAAUUUGGCACAAUGCAAGGAAUCAACUUGUCCUACGUGGGGCCUACGCAUCCAAUCCUCAACUCUUAUCUCUUGCUGUGCCCAAUGCUUGGGGCCAAUAUCAGAUUCAAAUGUUGCUGUAAGAAAUGUCCAGUCACCCCUUUCCUGUUCGACGCAAGUAAGGCAAUGUGCGCAUACACAGGGACGGAGGCUCGCCAAUGCGCGGAAACUAAGGACGCCAUAAGAAACGCGUGCGUCGUAGUAGCAGGCCCGACUCCUAAGAAAGCUGAGAAACUACCAGACUUUAUGCUGGCAACUACAGAUAUCAACAAAGAAACAUGUUUCCGCUGGAUAUUCUUCCACACCUGUCCAAGAGGGGAGGAAGUCGAUGACUUAUUAUUCUGGAAUGAAAAUGCCAAGACCUUCACAGCAUUCCAGAAUAUGCACUACAUCGCUGCUGCGUUAAUGGCUUACCAUUGCCGAGAUUAUUUGUUUUAAAGAGGAACAUUAAUUUAUUCAGAUUUGGGAAUACGGUCAGGCCAGGGCGGCAAGAGACCCUCUAUUAACUAGGUAAUUUGACAAGGUUCUACACUAUUUAUGUGUAAGUGAAAUUACAAGAGAAUAUUUUGAUUCUUAAAAUUAUAUUUCGAUUGAUGUAACUUUUGUACAGUAUCUCUAACAUACAUACAAAAGUUUGGCAUAAUAUUUUAGUGGUUUGUGUGUGAUUUUUUAUUGAAUUUAACUACGUAACUAAUGAGGUACUGAAGGUACUGUUUUUAUAUAAAUUAUUUUAUUAUCCUGAUUCAUGCUAUAUUAACAGUGUAUUAAUAAAAUAGUAGUUAAUUUUA